Messenger RNA from Rotaria sordida, 1815 nucleotides. Lineage: Eukaryota; Metazoa; Rotifera; Eurotatoria; Philodinida; Philodinidae. The record is from the annotation of a GenBank genome assembly.
AUGAAAAAUUAUAUAAAACAAGAGUUAGAUGAAGUUUCAUUUACACAAGAAGAAAUUCAACAAGUAAUUGAACAGUUUUCUAAAGAAACCUAUUUAAAUGAAAAAAUGUCACAAACAAUGCGGGACAUCAAUAUAUGGAUUACCGUUCUCAAACGUCUUAUUAUUCGUAUAUUGAUACCAAUUGUCGAUUUGACCAUACCCAUUGAAAUGUAUUUGCAACGAAGUGAUCUAUGGAAUGACAAUAUAAAUGAAAAUGAUCUAGAUAAUAUGAAAAUUGGUUCAAAUAUCAUGUUAAAACAUGCCUAUGUAAUUUUUAAAGGUCUUAAUGAAAAAGUCGAUAAUGGACAAAAAAAGCAAGACGACAUGCGGGACAAAACUGAAUCAGAUGAAAGUAACACCAAAAUUCGUAUUGACAACGAAUUCGAUAGCCACACUAAUCUUUCGACUCUUUCUACAUCAUCACAUUCAUCUCUUAAUAAUGUUGAAGAACAAGCAACAUUGAUAAGUUCUGAAGCUCUUAGAUAUGCAAAUUCGAUAUCAUAUCCACCUAUUAUCAUAACUGGUGUUCCAGCUUUUACAUCACAUUCAUCACUAGCUAUUGUUCAAUUUUUACGUUCACUCGUCAAUGCUCAUCCAACAUUGCCUCGAAUUAGUGAUACAUCAUGGCGUUUAAAUAAUAAAAAUCAAUUGUUGCUCUGUGCUCCAACUAGAGAUGUUUAUUCACUAUUACUCACGAAUAAUUAUCCAUCUACCAUCGGUACAUCUACCAUACAAGUUAUUCCACUACGUCGCUUACCAGCCCAACUUUCACCUCUUCUUUUAAAUGUUCCAGGUUAUCUUGAUGAUAGUUAUUUUUUAGAAGAAAUACAAAAACACUUUCGUUCAGUUAAAUAUCUACACCGUAUUCGUACUUUUUCAAACACAAACAAUUCUACACUUGUUUGUAUCGAUUUUGAAAAUGCUCAAGAAUGUGAUCAAUGCUUACAAGCACAAUAUCUAUCAGUUGCAAAUGUACGUCUUGUUAUUAAGCAAUAUUUAGGUCCUCCUCGCAUUCCUCAAUGCACAAAAUGUUGUUCAUUUGUACAUUUCGCCAAUCAUUGCUCAAGUACACACAAGAUAUGCAACAAAUGUGCAACAUCUAUUUUAAUUGAUACAAAUCAUCAGUGCAGUUCUAUUCGAUGUAUUAAUUGCUCAAAAUUGCCUAAUCAUCCUUUUGAUAUAAAUCAUGAUGCUUUCGAUCACCAUUGUCCAUCUAUGUUAAAUUUCAAAAAAAUGCUCGUCACAAAACUUGUCGAACAAGGCAUUGUUUCGAAUCACAUUUAUGUUCCAAAAGAAUUACAACACCGUUUACGACAGGUUCGUGAACGAUUACCACCAGUUACUCCUAUUUCAUCUCGGCCGAUACUUUCAACUGCAGCACGUCAUGCUACAGGGAACACAACAAAUACCAUUGCACCUAAAUUAACAUCUACAACAGUUAUUGUUCCUCAAUCAUCAAGAUCCAUAUCAAAUUUUAUUGAUUUUAUGCAAACUACUGUUAAACCAUUUGAAGACCAAUUAUCGAAUCUUGCUAAACAAAUGACUAACUUAACUGUUUUAUUUAUUAUACAAGAAUAUAAAAUUGAUUACGUAAGUUCUCUUGUCGAAAAAAUAAUGUUACCAUCGUUCAAGUUAAUUACUGAAACUCUACCAGCUCUUGUUCAUCUUAUUCUGGACUCAUCAAUGCAUGUUAAUCAAAAGGAAACAAUAAGCAAUCAAUUACAAAAAACUUCAAUGUUUUUGAACACCGCCUGUGAACAACAUCAAAGUUUUUAA